AUGGAAGCCAAGUUUUUGGAGAUCCAAAAAGACUUUGAGAAACUCAACUUUACAUCAAAGAGCCUCCAAAAGGACUCUCAACAAAAGCAGAGGGAUAUUGAGCUGGAUCGCCUGGAGCUGAAGACUUUCCGCAAACACCUGGAGAAGUCCUGGAACAGGAACAUGGAGGCUCUCGAGAAUAGGUUGAGGCGUGAAAACGCCGCUGGGAUUAAGAAGUAUCCCGAGACACUGCCGUAUUUGCAGCCAAUGCCCCCCAGCAAGGAGCCACAGCACAGCCAAAGGAGGCCAGUGGUCCGUGGCGGUGGCUCCCAUGUGCCACCGAGCUCUGGCAACCAUCAGAGCAGCAGUUUCAAACUGCCACCUGUUCAGGAUUCUCCCCGUACGAGUGCAUUUCUGCAGGGACUCGUGACCCGCCCCAACAAGGUUCUUCGCGAGGAAUUUGGUGGGAUAAAGGCAGAACUCUCCCGCAUAUCAGAGGACAUGAAGAAGUUCCAGGAGGCACAGACCCUGAUGGUUUCCCAGCAUCAGGAGGAGAUUGAAAAGUUAAAGGCUGGCCAGCGUCAUGUGUCGGAGGAAAUGAAGAAGGUCCUGAUGUCGCGGGACCAGGACAUGACUCUCAUCCAGGAUCUGCGUGAGGAGGUUGACAAGAUAAAGACAACACAGCUCCUCAUGGAAGGAGACAUAAAGAAGCUUAAGGAGUCUCUUGCCUUAGAUCAGGAGCUGAGACAGCAAAUGGAAGCCAAGUUUUUGGAGAUCCAAAAAGACUUUGAGAAACUCAACUUUACAUCAAAGAGCCUCCAAAAGGACUCUCAACAAAAGCAGAGGGAUAUUGAGCUGGAUCGCCUGGAGCUGAAGACUUUCCGCAAACACCUGGAGAAGUCCUGGAACAGGAACAUGGAGGCUCUCGAGAAUAGGUUGAGGCGUGAAAACGCCGCUGGGAUUAAGAAGUAUCCCGAGACACUGCCGUAUUUGCAGCCAAUGCCCCCCAGCAAGGAGCCACAGCACAGCCAAAGUGCAUUUCUGCAGGGACUCGUGACCCGCCCCAACAAGGUAGGGAUGAUGAAGGUUCUUCGCGAGGAAUUUGGUGGGAUAAAGGCAGAACUCUCCCGCAUAUCAGAGGACAUGAAGAAGUUCCAGGAGGCACAGACCCUGAUGGUUUCCCAGCAUCAGGAGGAGAUUGAAAAGUUAAAGGCUGGCCAGCGUCAUGUGUCGGAGGAAAUGAAGAAGGUCCUGAUGUCGCGGGACCAGGACAUGACUCUCAUCCAGGAUCUGCGUGAGGAGGUUGACAAGAUAAAGACAACACAGCUCCUCAUGGAAGGAGACAUAAAGAAGCUUAAGGAGUCUCUUGCCUUAGAUCAGGAGCUGAGACAGCAAACGGAAGCCAAGUUUUUGGAGAUCCAAAAAGACUUUGAGAAACUCAACUUUACAUCAAAGAGCCUCCAAAAGGACUCUCAACAAAAGCAGAGGGAUAUUGAGCUGGAUCGCCUGGAGCUGAAGACUUUCCGCAAACACCUGGAGAAGUCCUGGAACAGGAACAUGGAGGCUCUCGAGAAUAGGUUGAGGCGUGAAAACGCCGCUGGGAUUAAGAAGUAUCCCGAGACACUGCCGUAUUUGCAGCCAAUGCCCCCCAGCAAGGAGCCACAGCACAGCCAAAGGAGGCCAGUGGUCCGUGGCGGUGGCUCCCAUGUGCCACCGAGCUCUGGCAACCAUCAGAGCAGCAGUUUCAAACUGCCACCUGUUCAGGAUUCUCCCCGUACGAGUGCAUUUCUGCAGGGACUCGUGACCCGCCCCAACAAGGUUCUUCGCGAGGAAUUUGGUGGGAUAAAGGCAGAACUCUCCCGCAUAUCAGAGGACAUGAAGAAGUUCCAGGAGGCACAGACCCUGAUGGUUUCCCAGCAUCAGGAGGAGAUUGAAAAGUUAAAGGCUGGCCAGCGUCAUGUGUCGGAGGAAAUGAAGAAGGUCCUGAUGUCGCGGGACCAGGACAUGACUCUCAUCCAGGAUCUGCGUGAGGAGGUUGACAAGAUAAAGACAACACAGCUCCUCAUGGAAGGAGACAUAAAGAAGCUUAAGGAGUCUCUUGCCUUAGAUCAGGAGCUGAGACAGCAAAUGGAAGCCAAGUUUUUGGAGAUCCAAAAAGACUUUGAGAAACUCAACUUUACAUCAAAGAGCCUCCAAAAGGACUCUCAACAAAAGCAGAGGGAUAUUGAGCUGGAUCGCCUGGAGCUGAAGACUUUCCGCAAACACCUGGAGAAGUCCUGGAACAGGAACAUGGAGGCUCUCGAGAAUAGGUUGAGGCGUGAAAACGCCGCUGGGAUUAAGAAGUAUCCCGAGACACUGCCGUAUUUGCAGCCAAUGCCCCCCAGCAAGGAGCCACAGCACAGCCAAAGUGCAUUUCUGCAGGGACUCGUGACCCGCCCCAACAAGGUAGGGAUGAUGAAGGUUCUUCGCGAGGAAUUUGGUGGGAUAAAGGCAGAACUCUCCCGCAUAUCAGAGGACAUGAAGAAGUUCCAGGAGGCACAGACCCUGAUGGUUUCCCAGCAUCAGGAGGAGAUUGAAAAGUUAAAGGCUGGCCAGCGUCAUGUGUCGGAGGAAAUGAAGAAGGUCCUGAUGUCGCGGGACCAGGACAUGACUCUCAUCCAGGAUCUGCGUGAGGAGGUUGACAAGAUAAAGACAACACAGCUCCUCAUGGAAGGAGACAUAAAGAAGCUUAAGGAGUCUCUUGCCUUAGAUCAGGAGCUGAGACAGCAAAUGGAAGCCAAGUUUUUGGAGAUCCAAAAAGACUUUGAGAAACUCAACUUUACAUCAAAGAGCCUCCAAAAGGACUCUCAACAAAAGCAGAGGGAUAUUGAGCUGGAUCGCCUGGAGCUGAAGACUUUCCGCAAACACCUGGAGAAGUCCUGGAACAGGAACAUGGAGGCUCUCGAGAAUAGGUUGAGGCGUGAAAACGCCGCUGGGAUUAAGAAGUAUCCCGAGACACUGCCGUAUUUGCAGCCAAUGCCCCCCAGCAAGGAGCCACAGCACAGCCAAAGUGCAUUUCUGCAGGGACUCGUGACCCGCCCCAACAAGGUAGGGAUGAUGAAGGUUCUUCGCGAGGAAUUUGGUGGGAUAAAGGCAGAACUCUCCCGCAUAUCAGAGGACAUGAAGAAGUUCCAGGAGGCACAGACCCUGAUGGUUUCCCAGCAUCAGGAGGAGAUUGAAAAGUUAAAGGCUGGCCAGCGUCAUGUGUCGGAGGAAAUGAAGAAGGUCCUGAUGUCGCGGGACCAGGACAUGACUCUCAUCCAGGAUCUGCGUGAGGAGGUUGACAAGAUAAAGACAACACAGCUCCUCAUGGAAGGAGACAUAAAGAAGCUUAAGGAGUCUCUUGCCUUAGAUCAGGAGCUGAGACAGCAAAUGGAAGCCAAGUUUUUGGAGAUCCAAAAAGACUUUGAGAAACUCAACUUUACAUCAAAGAGCCUCCAAAAGGACUCUCAACAAAAGCAGAGGGAUAUUGAGCUGGAUCGCCUGGAGCUGAAGACUUUCCGCAAACACCUGGAGAAGUCCUGGAACAGGAACAUGGAGGCUCUCGAGAAUAGGUUGAGGCGUGAAAACGCCGCUGGGAUUAAGAAGUAUCCCGAGACACUGCCGUAUUUGCAGCCAAUGCCCCCCAGCAAGGAGCCACAGCACAGCCAAAGUGCAUUUCUGCAGGGACUCGUGACCCGCCCCAACAAGGUAGGGAUGAUGAAGGUUCUUCGCGAGGAAUUUGGUGGGAUAAAGGCAGAACUCUCCCGCAUAUCAGAGGACAUGAAGAAGUUCCAGGAGGCACAGACCCUGAUGGUUUCCCAGCAUCAGGAGGAGAUUGAAAAGUUAAAGGCUGGCCAGCGUCAUGUGUCGGAGGAAAUGAAGAAGGUCCUGAUGUCGCGGGACCAGGACAUGACUCUCAUCCAGGAUCUGCGUGAGGAGGUUGACAAGAUAAAGACAACACAGCUCCUCAUGGAAGGAGACAUAAAGAAGCUUAAGGAGUCUCUUGCCUUAGAUCAGGAGCUGAGACAGCAAACGGAAGCCAAGUUUUUGGAGAUCCAAAAAGACUUUGAGAAACUCAACUUUACAUCAAAGAGCCUCCAAAAGGACUCUCAACAAAAGCAGAGGGAUAUUGAGCUGGAUCGCCUGGAGCUGAAGACUUUCCGCAAACACCUGGAGAAGUCCUGGAACAGGAACAUGGAGGCUCUCGAGAAUAGGUUGAGGCGUGAAAACGCCGCUGGGAUUAAGAAGUAUCCCGAGACACUGCCGUAUUUGCAGCCAAUGCCCCCCAGCAAGGAACCACAGCACAGCCAAAGUGCAUUUCUGCAGGGACUCGUGACCCGCCCCAACAAGGUAGGGAUGAUGAAGGUUCUUCGCGAGGAAUUUGGUGGGAUAAAGGCAGAACUCUCCCGCAUAUCAGAGGACAUGAAGAAGUUCCAGGAGGCACAGACCCUGAUGGUUUCCCAGCAUCAGGAGGAGAUUGAAAAGUUAAAGGCUGGCCAGCGUCAUGUGUCGGAGGAAAUGAAGAAGGUCCUGAUGUCGCGGGACCAGGACAUGACUCUCAUCCAGGAUCUGCGUGAGGAGGUUGACAAGAUAAAGACAACACAGCUCCUCAUGGAAGGAGACAUAAAGAAGCUUAAGGAGUCUCUUGCCUUAGAUCAGGAGCUGAGACAGCAAACGGAAGCCAAGUUUUUGGAGAUCCAAAAAGACUUUGAGAAACUCAACUUUACAUCAAAGAGCCUCCAAAAGGACUCUCAACAAAAGCAGAGGGAUAUUGAGCUGGAUCGCCUGGAGCUGAAGACUUUCCGCAAACACCUGGAGAAGUCCUGGAACAGGAACAUGGAGGCUCUCGAGAAUAGGUUGAGGCGUGAAAACGCCGCUGGGAUUAAGAAGUAUCCCGAGACACUGCCGUAUUUGCAGCCAAUGCCCCCCAGCAAGGAGCCACAGCACAGCCAAAGUGCAUUUCUGCAGGGACUCGUGACCCGCCCCAACAAGGUAGGGAUGAUGAAGGUUCUUCGCGAGGAAUUUGGUGGGAUAAAGGCAGAACUCUCCCGCAUAUCAGAGGACAUGAAGAAGUUCCAGGAGGCACAGACCCUGAUGGUUUCCCAGCAUCAGGAGGAGAUUGAAAAGUUAAAGGCUGGCCAGCGUCAUGUGUCGGAGGAAAUGAAGAAGGUCCUGAUGUCGCGGGACCAGGACAUGACUCUCAUCCAGGAUCUGCGUGAGGAGGUUGACAAGAUAAAGACAACACAGCUCCUCAUGGAAGGAGACAUAAAGAAGCUUAAGGAGUCUCUUGCCUUAGAUCAGGAGCUGAGACAGCAAACGGAAGCCAAGUUUUUGGAGAUCCAAAAAGACUUUGAGAAACUCAACUUUACAUCAAAGAGCCUCCAAAAGGACUCUCAACAAAAGCAGAGGGAUAUUGAGCUGGAUCGCCUGGAGCUGAAGACUUUCCGCAAACACCUGGAGAAGUCCUGGAACAGGAACAUGGAGGCUCUCGAGAAUAGGUUGAGGCGUGAAAACGCCGCUGGGAUUAAGAAGUAUCCCGAGACACUGCCGUAUUUGCAGCCAAUGCCCCCCAGCAAGGAGCCACAGCACAGCCAAAGGAGGCCAGUGGUCCGUGGCGGUGGCUCCCAUGUGCCACCGAGCUCUGGCAACCAUCAGAGCAGCAGUUUCAAACUGCCACCUGUUCAGGAUUCUCCCCGUACGAGUGCAUUUCUGCAGGGACUCGUGACCCGCCCCAACAAGGUUCUUCGCGAGGAAUUUGGUGGGAUAAAGGCAGAACUCUCCCGCAUAUCAGAGGACAUGAAGAAGUUCCAGGAGGCACAGACCCUGAUGGUUUCCCAGCAUCAGGAGGAGAUUGAAAAGUUAAAGGCUGGCCAGCGUCAUGUGUCGGAGGAAAUGAAGAAGGUCCUGAUGUCGCGGGACCAGGACAUGACUCUCAUCCAGGAUCUGCGUGAGGAGGUUGACAAGAUAAAGACAACACAGCUCCUCAUGGAAGGAGACAUAAAGAAGCUUAAGGAGUCUCUUGCCUUAGAUCAGGAGCUGAGACAGCAAACGGAAGCCAAGUUUUUGGAGAUCCAAAAAGACUUUGAGAAACUCAACUUUACAUCAAAGAGCCUCCAAAAGGACUCUCAACAAAAGCAGAGGGAUAUUGAGCUGGAUCGCCUGGAGCUGAAGACUUUCCGCAAACACCUGGAGAAGUCCUGGAACAGGAACAUGGAGGCUCUCGAGAAUAGGUUGAGGCGUGAAAACGCCGCUGGGAUUAAGAAGUAUCCCGAGACACUGCCGUAUUUGCAGCCAAUGCCCCCCAGCAAGGAGCCACAGCACAGCCAAAGGAGGCCAGUGGUCCGUGGCGGUGGCUCCCAUGUGCCACCGAGCUCUGGCAACCAUCAGAGCAGCAGUUUCAAACUGCCACCUGUUCAGGAUUCUCCCCGUACGAGUGCAUUUCUGCAGGGACUCGUGACCCGCCCCAACAAGGUUCUUCGCGAGGAAUUUGGUGGGAUAAAGGCAGAACUCUCCCGCAUAUCAGAGGACAUGAAGAAGUUCCAGGAGGCACAGACCCUGAUGGUUUCCCAGCAUCAGGAGGAGAUUGAAAAGUUAAAGGCUGGCCAGCGUCAUGUGUCGGAGGAAAUGAAGAAGGUCCUGAUGUCGCGGGACCAGGACAUGACUCUCAUCCAGGAUCUGCGUGAGGAGGUUGACAAGAUAAAGACAACACAGCUCCUCAUGGAAGGAGACAUAAAGAAGCUUAAGGAGUCUCUUGCCUUAGAUCAGGAGCUGAGACAGCAAAUGGAAGCCAAGUUUUUGGAGAUCCAAAAAGACUUUGAGAAACUCAACUUUACAUCAAAGAGCCUCCAAAAGGACUCUCAACAAAAGCAGAGGGAUAUUGAGCUGGAUCGCCUGGAGCUGAAGACUUUCCGCAAACACCUGGAGAAGUCCUGGAACAGGAACAUGGAGGCUCUCGAGAAUAGGUUGAGGCGUGAAAACGCCGCUGGGAUUAAGAAGUAUCCCGAGACACUGCCGUAUUUGCAGCCAAUGCCCCCCAGCAAGGAGCCACAGCACAGCCAAAGUGCAUUUCUGCAGGGACUCGUGACCCGCCCCAACAAGGUAGGGAUGAUGAAGGUUCUUCGCGAGGAAUUUGGUGGGAUAAAGGCAGAACUCUCCCGCAUAUCAGAGGACAUGAAGAAGUUCCAGGAGGCACAGACCCUGAUGGUUUCCCAGCAUCAGGAGGAGAUUGAAAAGUUAAAGGCUGGCCAGCGUCAUGUGUCGGAGGAAAUGAAGAAGGUCCUGAUGUCGCGGGACCAGGACAUGACUCUCAUCCAGGAUCUGCGUGAGGAGGUUGACAAGAUAAAGACAACACAGCUCCUCAUGGAAGGAGACAUAAAGAAGCUUAAGGAGUCUCUUGCCUUAGAUCAGGAGCUGAGACAGCAAAUGGAAGCCAAGUUUUUGGAGAUCCAAAAAGACUUUGAGAAACUCAACUUUACAUCAAAGAGCCUCCAAAAGGACUCUCAACAAAAGCAGAGGGAUAUUGAGCUGGAUCGCCUGGAGCUGAAGACUUUCCGCAAACACCUGGAGGAGUCCUGGAACAGGAGCAUGGAGGCUCUCGAGAAUAGGUUGAGGCGUGAAAACGCCGCUGGGAUUAAGAAGUAUCCCGAGACACUGCCGUAUUUGCAGCCAAUGCCCCCCAGCAAGGAGCCACAGCACAGCCAAAGGAGGCCAGUGGUCCGUGGCGGUGGCUCCCAUGUGCCACCGAGAUCUGGCAACCAUCAGAGCAGCAGUUUCAAACUGCCACCUGUUCAGGAUUCUCCCCGUACGAGUGCAUUUCUGCAGGGACUCGUGACCCGCCCCAACAAGGUUCUUCGCGAGGAAUUUGGUGGGAUAAAGGCAGAACUCUCCCGCAUAUCAGAGGACAUGAAGAAGUUCCAGGAGGCACAGACCCUGAUGGUUUCCCAGCAUCAGGAGGAGAUUGAAAAGUUAAAGGCUGGCCAGCGUCAUGUGUCGGAGGAAAUGAAGAAGGUCCUGAUGUCGCGGGACCAGGACAUGACUCUCAUCCAGGAUCUGCGUGAGGAGGUUGACAAGAUAAAGACAACACAGCUCCUCAUGGAAGGAGACAUAAAGAAGCUUAAGGAGUCUCUUGCCUUAGAUCAGGAGCUGAGACAGCAAAUGGAAGCCAAGUUUUUGGAGAUCCAAAAAGACUUUGAGAAACUCAACUUUACAUCAAAGAGCCUCCAAAAGGACUCUCAACAAAAGCAGAGGGAUAUUGAGCUGGAUCGCCUGGAGCUGAAGACUUUCCGCAAACACCUGGAGGAGUCCUGGAACAGGAACAUGGAGGCUCUCGAGAAUAGGUUGAGGCGUGAAAACGCCGCUGGGAUUAAGAAGUAUCCUGAGACACUGCCGUAUUUGCAGCCAAUGCCCCCCAGCAAGGAGCCACAGCACAGCCAAAGAGCUCUGGCGACCAUCAGAGCAGCAGUUUCAAACUGCCACCUGUUCAGGAUUCUCCCCGUUCUUCGCGAGGAAUUUGGUGGGAUAAAGGCAGAACUCUCCCGCAUAUCAGAGGACAUGAAGAAGUUCCAGGAGGCACAGACCCUGAUGGUUUCCCAGCAUCAGGAGGAGAUUGAAAAGUUAAAGGCUGGCCAGCGUCAUGUGUCGGGGGAAAUGAAGAAGGUCCUGAUGUCGCGGGACCAGGACAUGACUCUCAUCCAGGAUCUGCGUGAGGAGGUUGACAAGAUAAAGACAACACAGCUCCUCAUGGAAGGAGACAUAAAGAAGCUUAAGGAGUCUCUUGCCUUAGAUCAGGAGCUGAGACAGCAAAUGGAAGCCAAGUUUUUGGAGAUCCAAAAAGACUUUGAGAAACUCAACUUUACAUCAAAGAGCCUCCAAAAGGACUCUCAACAAAAGCAGAGGGAUAUUGAGCUGGAUCGCCUGGAGCUGAAGACUUUCCGCAAACACCUGGAGGAGUCCUGGAACAGGAACAUGGAGGCUCUCGAGAAUAGGUUGAGGCGUGAAAACGCCGCUGGGAUUAAGAAGUAUCCUGAGACACUGCCGUAUUUGCAGCCAAUGCCCCCCAGCAAGGAGCCACAGCACAGCCAAAGUGGCAAUUCACAGAUGAAGAAAGAGAUGGAAGACUAUAAGAAACACACGUCCAAGGUUCUUCGCGAGGAAUUUGGUGGGAUAAAGGCAGAACUCUCCCGCAUAUCAGAGGACAUGAAGAAGUUCCAGGAGGCACAGGUGUGUGGUUCUCAAGGUCAUAUUUCCAACAUGUCUGAGACAGAGACUGUCUACAGACAAGUCUCUGACAAUGCUUUCUCCUAG
Passer domesticus (house sparrow) is the source of this 9303-nucleotide messenger RNA. RefSeq names its product centrosome-associated protein CEP250-like. The record is from RefSeq and is a predicted model, not a curated record. The transcript is spliced from 96 exons. The coding region runs from base 1 to 9303 and encodes 3100 amino acids. Lineage: Eukaryota; Metazoa; Chordata; Aves; Passeriformes; Passeridae.